Tribolium castaneum (red flour beetle) is the source of this 6766-nucleotide messenger RNA. RefSeq names its product Sno oncogene (gene Snoo). Gene Ontology annotation, biological process: negative regulation of BMP signaling pathway. NCBI's taxonomy places the organism in Eukaryota, Metazoa, Arthropoda, Insecta, Coleoptera, Tenebrionidae. The coding region runs from base 725 to 2506 and encodes 593 amino acids. Gene Ontology annotation, molecular function: RNA polymerase II cis-regulatory region sequence-specific DNA binding; DNA-binding transcription factor activity, RNA polymerase II-specific; SMAD binding. Gene Ontology annotation, cellular component: nucleus. The record is from RefSeq and is a predicted model, not a curated record. The transcript has 3 exons.
AUUUGGUAACCAUAACCCGAAUAAUUUUUGCGAGUUGAAUUGGGUACGAAGCCGAAAGCUGUAGUAAUCCGUCAACUGUAGCGGGUUUUGUAUAGCGCCUGGUCCGGUUCUGACUUCCCCGAGUAUAGUGGAGAGAGCAGAGAGCACAACAAAGAUUGUAGAUGUGCGUACCGGAAGAAUUCCAGCAAACAUCGUCCAAUUCUUGUAUGUAGAGUGCAAUGCACGUGCGGUUGCGAUCACCGCCACAGCAAAUACCCCCCGCCCCUCUCGGGCUUCGCCCCUCGCCCCCCUGUCGCGGACGCGCUCCGGCACGUCGCCUAUUUUGACGGGAAGGUCGAUCACGUGACGCCGCGAGUGUCUGCGGCGGGGCUCGGGGGGGUCCGGCUAGACUUUCCACCACAGAGUUGCUGUUCGUCUGCGCCAUGGCCGGAGCGGCUGCAAGCCUCCUCGUUGACGACGGCGGUGUCCAGCUUCCCCAAGUGCAGGUGUUGGGCCCAAAGGGCCACUAGUGGCAGCAAAUUCAGCGGAAAUCGCUGUGUUCGUGGAAAGCAUCGCGGUGGGUGUGCGCAUGUGCGGUGGCAACAGUCUGCAAACCAGGCGAGACGACUAUUGCGACUAGCAGACCAGACAUCAGUUUAGGUGAACGUCUGCGGCGGGCGGUUGUGGUUACGUAAGUCGAUGACAUUCGGAUGACGUGCGGUGGCGGCAGUGUACCACCAGUGCCAUGGAAGUGACGCCGCAUUUGAAGAACGUGCUGAAGAACUACCAGCACAGCGCCACCAAGAGUCUGCAAGGGCCGGGGCUGGCGCUCAAGGGCGAGGAGGAGAUCAAGGAGGAGGAGUUCGUGCCGGUGGCGUUGCCCGUGCAGCAGCUGCCGAUACUCACCACCCCGGAUACGUCGUGCAGUGAGCGCACGGAGACGGUGCUCGAAGGAGAGACGAUUUCGUGCUUUGUGGUGGGCGGCGAGAAGCGACUCUGUCUGCCCCAGGUGCUCAACUCUGUGCUGCGCGACUUUUCCUUACCCCAAAUCAACCACGAAUGCGACCAGCUGCAAAUCUACUGUUCCCGGUGCACCCCCGAGCAACUCACCGUUUUGAAAAACGGCGGUAUUUUACCAAGUGCCGCCGCCAGCUCAGGUCUCAUCACCAAGACGGACGCGGAGAGAUUAUGCAGCGCCCUUCUGCAUGGCCAUCACGAGGUGACGCAGAUCAGGCCACGGAAGGGCUUAGUGUCGUUCGCGGUCUACCACAAGUGCUUCGGCAAAUGCACCGGCUCGUGUUUUCCCGAGUUGUACACAGGAAAGAAUGCCAAGUGUAUUGAGUGUGCGGAAUGCAGGGGCGGUUUCUCCCCACAACAGUUUGUCUGUCAUGUGCAUAAACAUUUCUCGGAGAAUCGGACAGUGCAUUGGGGGUUUGAUUCGGCUAAUUGGCGGGUGUAUUUAAGAGUGGCUAAGGAUCAGCCGGAUCAGGAGCAGUGUGUUAAGUAUCUGGACGAGAUGAAGGAGCAGUUUGAUGGGAAGAUGGCCUUUCCGAAUGUUUAUGCGGGGAUUAAACGGAAACAGGUUCUCGCUUCGGACAUAAUAAAAGAACACGAACUGCCCCUCAAGAAGCAAAAACUUCUCGGCGAGUAUUUGAGUCCUUUGCAAUCGUACAGUUUGUACGCGUCUCUGGACGCAAUGUAUUUGAAUCAAUGCAUCCAGGAAUUCCAAGCUGCCAAUCGUCACUUGUCGGCCUUCAAACCGGUCAAUCAUCACAAAGAACCCAAAGUCUACAGCCAUCUAAUGCAAAUGAAUCGCUACAACAGCGACACUCCCGUGUUACAAAACCCCGAACGAGUUGUCCUCAUGUCGGAAUCAGAGCGAUUUGAACGCACUUUCCAGCCAAAUGUUGCCCUUGCGCCCACAAUACCCAAGAAACACCGCUAUGGCAAGGGCUUUAUCAAGGAGGAGUUCGAAGUGAAGAAGGAGGAAGUAACGAAUAACAACAACAGUACGGAGGUCAUAGUGAAGCAGGAGGUGGUCGAAGAGAAAAUUCCCGAAGUGGCGAAGGUUGUGUCAGUGGUUCAAACAACGGGGACUUUACCGAGAUAUAACUCAGAAAUCGAAUUGUCCACCGAUACUGAAGAUAGUGCGUCCGAAACGUCGGAAAAGUCGACCGAUUUGAGCAAAAUCGAAGAGUUGUUGAAAGGUUGCACAGCGCGGGAUCGCGUCUUGGAGGUGUUUAAGGGACUUUUGAAGGAGAACGAACGGUGGAUGAAGGAAUGUCGCACGAAAGACGAGAGGAUCAAGGAGUUGGAGGAGAAGGUGGAGGAGUUGGAACAUCGGCCGGUUGAAGAGACUAAAGUGAUAUGCAAUGGGGGGGAAGUUAGAGACCAUGAUGAUAAUAACAGUUCUUCCAUAAUCAAAACGAACGAUUGUGAAAUUGAGGGACAAAAAACGAGUGUUAUUGCGAGUCUGGAAAGUGCCGUCGCGGAACCGAAAGCAAUAAUAAACACUGCUCCAGAAUGAUCUGUAAUUGUGUUGUGCCGGCGUUGAACGGCACUUUUUUCGUUAUUGUGUCUUAUUUAGUUGGUAAUCGAAGCAAUGCGGAAGAAUAGGAGAGCGCCGAAAACUCCAAGAGUUUUGCGUUCGCCGCAAAUUCCGAUUUGUACAUAGUCGUACUCUAGACCAGUCAAAACGAAAAUUUGACUUUAAAGCGAACUAAUUUUAGGAAAAGUUAAAAAAAAUUAAAACGAACUGCUAGUUGUGAAACUACAUUUUUGAUUGGUUGUCUUUAACCAAGCAAGUAAAACAGACUUUUUUCUUUUUGGUUUCACAAAGACUUCGUUUCUAUUUUUAAUUUUUAAUUAUUUAUUGAAAAGUUUUUAUUUAACUUGCGAGUCAAAUUUGAGAGGGUUCCAGUUAUCCAUACGAGCCGAAAUUUUCAAUGCACACGUUGGUUUAGGCUAAAAUUUUCUUUUCUUAUAGAGAAAAUAUUUUUUACUUUUUAGUACAUUUAUUUAAAGUCGACUAUGGAAUUCAAAUUCAAUGUGCCGCUUCGUUGAAAUAACUAUUGUUGUAGUUUCUGAAUACUGUCAUCUUUGUCAAAUCUUUGAAUUAGGUUUUUCCUCAUUUUGUUGCAUUUUUCUGCAAAUUUAUUUCAAUUGAAAGGUUUGUCUUGAUUUGUGUUUUAUAUUUCCGUGAUUUUUGUUGCUCGUUUUUAGAUUCGAAGCCUUUUUGCAAUAUUUUGACGGAUGUUACUUUGACAGUAUUCACACUUUAAAUUAAGCGGCACAUUACGUUCAAAUAGGUGACUUGAGCAACCAUUUUUGAACCCAUUGUAUUUGCCGAAGCUUGUUUAUUUGCUGCUUCAUAUUGCCAAAAUUAAUUAAAAUUAAGAGGAACAAAUCCAUCUGGUGUGAAGGUUUCAUGUGAAGUGUUUCAACUUCUGCAGACAAAAUAAUACGUAAUCUGGCAGCUUAUGCUUAGAAUUUCUACACCUCCUUUAAUUAUGUAUAGUUCAGAAUGUAUAAGUUGUAUUUCAGAAAAGAUAAAUUGUACCUAUUUUCAAAUGACUCUUUUUGAAAUGCAGUAUAAUAAGUGGAAAAGUUAAGCAUUGAAGAGUCAAGAACCAGGAUGUAAAAACGCGAUAAAUUCUUUUUUCGCACUGUUUUUCACUUACUUGAACAAUUUUAAUUUUGUGGCAAAAAUUUAACUGAAUUAAAAUUUUGUUUGAAAUUAAAUAGUAAACUAAUUUUAAGAUACCAAAAAGUCGCAAAAAAAACCUGAAAAACCAAAUACAAGUAAAUUGCUAUAAAUAAAAAAAUGUUUAUAUUAAAAUAGUAUAAAACACUUCAAAUGCAGCAGAAAUGAGUGAAAGAUCCUGUCACAUUGAAAAACCAUUUAAAAGUUAAACACUUUGAAAUUUUAAAUCCAAAGUCAAACAUUGCAAUUAGAAAACUAAUUUUAAGUAAAUUGAUUUGUGAAAAACGAAAGAAACACAGAAAUAAACGACUUUAAUAAAAUCUCAAAUUAAAUUAAAUUGAGGUAGACACUAUAGAGGUUGACAUCUGUUUUGUAUUUAGAUAAAAUUCUGGUUCAGCUUCAUUUUCUUAUAUAAAAAAUCAAAAACACAUCAAAUGCAAUAGGAUGAACUCAAUUAAGUACAGAUCCUCCUGUCAGGUCAGAUCAGGUCACAUAAAAAAGAUUAUCAGUAGUGAAAGACAAGAUAUUUAUCUUUGAAAUGAAAGACUGCAAUGUCAAAAUUUGUAUUUUUUUCGAGUUGAAGUAACUGUUCGUAGCUGCGCCUGAAAAUUGUGUUAAAUUAACUCGCAAGCGAACUUUAAGUUUUAACCAAAAAAUUGUGCAAACUAUACAGCGUGCUCAAAAACUGACGCACCAACUCAAUGGUGUGUGGUAGAGAAGUGGUUACAUAUAAAGGUAAAAAUAGUAAAAAAAUUCUUUGUAUUAAAGUUAUUGAUAAAUAACGGAUUUUAGAUAAUUGAUAUGUGGCAACGUUGUCUAACAGUCAUAAUCGCAAUAGAAUUUGAUCAACAAUAAAAAUAAAUUAUUUUUGAAACGGUUUCCUAGGAAAUAGUUGCCAGUGUUGGCACAUCAACACAUUGUGAUUUUUUGAUGAAUUUUAAUUUUUUAAAUUAAAGAAACUGCUAAAGUCUGAUAGAAAAUUUUAAAAUAAUUAUUCAUCGUUUUGUUAGGGAACGAUUACCUAGUGUGAAGCAUAAAAACAUUAAAAAAUAAUGAAUACUAAAAAAGUUAACACAAUAAGUUUGUAUCUUCAGAUUUUUUAAAAUAUGACUUUAGGAAUUUUUUCAACAUUUUUCCCGUAAUCUGCACUUGCUUCUCAAUAACGUACCACUGAGUUGGUGCGCCAGUUUUUGAGCACCCUGUAUAAAUUCAAAUAAAUUGCCAAGAUGUGUCAAUAAACUACCUUAAUAAAAACUUACAUUAUAUUAAAAUGGCCAGAUUACAAAAAUCUAUCGUUUUAUAGGCAUUUGAUACUAUUUUUAUAAAUAUCAAAAGAAUUUUGGGAGAAAUAAAAAGUGCGAACAUUUAUCUAAAAAAUCUAGGAAUUAGCAAACAUUUGAUAGUGUAGUCGAAAAGUACAAAAAAAAAGUAUAUAAAAUUUGGUGUGUUGAAGAUUAAAAUUUGUUGAUGUGUACAAAACAUAUUUUUCUGCGAGAAAUGGAACAGAUUUUAAAAAUUUCCCAAUUUCUCGAGAAUUAUUAUUUUAUUAGAUACUAGAUUUAAAUUUGUGCAAGUAUGGAUUUUCUGGAACUUUGGCCAUUUGUUUUAUCUUCUUUCUGAGUGCUACUUAGAUUUAUCAGAAAAUCUGAAUCUAAAAAUCUGUCUACAUUUUUUCAAUUUCACUCAAUUGAUAGAAUGUAAUCAAAGGAAUUCAAAUUUGGCGCCAGUUUUAAUGCAGUUAUAUAUACAAUAUACAAUUCAGUAUUACCAACUUGUUCUUGAUUACCCGGUGUAUAUCGUGAAAUACUUAUCACUAAUUUAACGGAAAAAAAUAACAAUUUCAAAAAUAUUUGAAGUUGAAUUUCAUCUGGACGAAUAGAAAAAUGUUUAGUUUUAAUCGAAUAUUCUACAAUUUAUUGUAUGUAAAGGGCAAAUAAUUGUAUAAUUUCAAAUGUUUGAUUUUUUUGAACUUGAUUUUUCUUCGAGUUGGUUCGUUUUGAAAUUCUCAAAUGACUGGUCUAUACCGUUAGUCAUAGGUUUCCUGUAAUGAGACGCACUAGAGAUUUUACUUUUUAAUUUGCUUUGUAAAAAAUGCGUGUAAAAUUUGUAUGUUUCCAAAAACAAACGAGGAUGAUAGUUGUUUGUUUUUUUUUCUUUUAAUCUCUCAAAAUUGUUCUUGUUAUGCUUGUUUUUAAUUUAUAUUGUGAACCUGUUACAGAGAUAAUAUUUUUUAUCAAUUACGAAGAAAAGUACAAACUAGAAUGGUGCUUUGGAAGCAUCUGUUAUUCUAAUCUUAAAAGAUAUAGUUUUAAAAAAAGUGUGAAUGUGAGGGUUGUGAGAGGUGGUCGGAUUGCACGUCCGGUCUCGACCAAAUUUUUCCGAUUUGUCUCAGGAAUUUUCGCAAUCAAAUUUUGUAGAUAUUUUAAAAUGCGCGGGACGCAUAUCAAAAAUGUAUUGAGCGGAGGUGCAAUUUCGGCAACGUUUCGCCCUUGUUGAUUGUGCAUAAAUGCCAUACAAUAAAGUUUUAUCUGUACAAUAUAUUUAAAUUAUUUUAUUUCUAAGUUUGUUCUUAAACUUUGCAUGAACUUUUUUGUUAAAUUUAAUAAUUUUAUAAUUAUAGAUAUUUUUUAUAUUUUCUUUUGUUGAAAACAAUAUGUGAUACAUUUUAUUGAAUUUUUAUGACGUUUUGCAGUAUUCGGAAGAUUUUAAACACCACACGUUUUGGCAGCUUUGGCAAGUUGUUAAAGUCUUCUCUUUAUGAAACGAAACAAUCGUACUCCAAAUUGUUCCUAAAAAUUUAUCAAAACAAUUUAAAAGCGCAACUACUGCCGAAAUUUCAAUUUUUAGCAAUAUUGUGUUCGUUUGGAAGUUUCCUGGAGAAUUUACGAAAAUUGUUGAAUUUGUUAUUAUAUAUUUUGUGAUCUCAAAAUAUGUAAGGAUGCAGUUGAGUUAAUAUUAAUAAGAUUGAUAAGCUUGUGUGUUAAAUAGGUAUAUUAUCGAUCAACACAGAUUAUUUCAUAAAUAUAUAUCUAUAUUUCUGAAUUUAUGUGUCAAACAACAAUAAAUGCAUUAAUUUAUAAACAA